This is a messenger RNA of Hevea brasiliensis (rubber tree), 4473 nucleotides long. RefSeq lists its product as uncharacterized. The transcript has 8 exons. Bases 404 to 4219 code for a protein of 1271 amino acids. The record is from RefSeq and is a predicted model, not a curated record. Lineage: Eukaryota; Viridiplantae; Streptophyta; Magnoliopsida; Malpighiales; Euphorbiaceae.
AUCUUCUCUCUCUCUCUCUAUCUCCGUAUAUAAAAGAAAAAACAUAGCAAAUCUCAUCUCCAUUAACCAAAAACCCAUCUCCCCAAUUCUUUCACCUCUCCUCCUUCGAUCUCUUUCUUUCCUCUCCAAUCCAAUCCCUUCUUCUUCUUUCCCUUCAAUUCGAUCUUAUCAAUACUUAUAAACCCAUUAGUCCUCGAUCGAUGUAUUUUCAAUGAAUCCAUUUUUCUUCAAAUUGAAUCAAACAUUUUUAACUCUCUGAUUCGAUUUCCUUUCUGUCAAUCGAUCGCUUUUUGGAUCCCUCUUUAGCUAGAAAUGAGGGUGUUGAACUGGAAGAAGAUUAGCUGAUGGGUGAAUCUAUUCUAGUGUAAAUUUGUAUCUCUAACAAAAAAUUAUACAAAAUAAGAUGCCAGGAAUAGCGCAGAGAAAUGAGCAAUUCAGUAAUGCAUCAUCGGGCGUUUACUCGCCUUCAGCCAAUGGAUUCUGGUCAAAGCACCGCGGCGAUGUUAGCUACAAUCAGCUCCAGAAGUUCUGGAGUGAGCUGUCACCACAAGCUCGACAGAAGCUACUGCAGAUUGACAAGCAAACCUUGUUUGAGCAAGCUCGUAAGAACAUGUACUGUUCUAGAUGCAAUGGACUAUUACUAGAAGCUUUCUUGCAGAUUGUUAUGUAUGGCAAGUCUUUGCAGCAGGAGGGGGUAGGUGGCCACCUUUCUUCCAACAGACUAGGAGCCCCAAACAAUCAAAAUGAUGGAGAAUCAGAUAUGAGGAAUGGGUGCCAAGAUGAAAUUCAAGAUCCAUCUGUCCAUCCCUGGGGGGGUCUGACGACAACACGUGAUGGCUCUUUGACGCUUUUGAAUUGCUAUUUGUUUUUGAAGUCUCUUAAGGGUCUCCAAAAUGUCUUUGACAGUGCACGAGCAAGGGAACGGGAAAGGGAAUUGCUCUAUCCUGAUGCCUGCGGUGGAGGAGGUCGGGGUUGGAUAAGCCAAGGAAUGGCAAGCUAUGGUAGAGGACAUGGAACAAGAGAAACAUGUGCAUUGCAUACUGCUAGGCUUUCUUGUGACACAUUAGUGGAUUUCUGGUCAGCACUGGGAGAAGAGACUCGAAAGUCUCUUUUAAGGAUGAAGGAAGAGGAUUUUAUUGAAAGGCUCAUGUACAGGUUUGACAGCAAAAGAUUUUGCAGAGAUUGUAGAAGGAAUGUUAUUCGUGAAUUCAAGGAGCUAAAGGAGCUCAAGCGCACGCGGCGAGAACCUCGCUGCACCGGUUGGUUUUGUGUUGCAGAUACAGCUUUCCAAUAUGAGGUAUCUGAUAACAAAAUCCAGGCUGAUUGGCGCCAAACUUUUUCUGAUACCGCUGGAUCAUAUCAUCACUUUGAAUGGGCAGUUGGAACAGGAGAAGGAAAAUCUGAUAUUCUAGAAUUUGAAAAUGUAGGCAUGAACGGAAGUGUUCAAGUUAAUGGCCUAGAUCUUGGUGGUUUAACUGCAUGUUUUAUCACUUUGAGGGCUUGGAAACUAGAUGGCCGCUGUACUGAGCUUUCUGUAAAGGCUCAUGCAUUAAGGGGUCAACAAUGCGUCCAUUGCAGGCUAGUUAUAGGUGAUGGUUUUGUUACAAUUACUAGAGGUGAAAGUAUCAGAAGGUUUUUUGAACAUGCCGAAGAGGCCGAGGAAGAAGAGGUAGUUCAGGAUGAUGAUUCCAUGGACAAGGAUGGGAAUGAGCUAGAUGGAGAAUGCUCCCGUCCCCAAAAGCAUGCGAAGAGUCCUGAACUUGCUCGAGAAUUUCUUCUAGAUGCUGCAACAGUUAUUUUCAAGGAGCAGGUUGAAAAGGCUUUCAGAGAAGGAACUGCACGCCAAAAUGCACAUAGCAUCUUUGUUUGUCUUGCAUUAAAACUGCUGGAAGAGCGAGUUCAUGUUGCAUGCAAAGAAAUUAUCACAUUGGAAAAGCAGAUGAAACUUCUUGAAGAAGAGGAAAAGGAAAAGCGUGAAGAAGAAGAACGCAAGGAGAGAAGAAGAGCUAAAGAAAGAGAGAAAAAGCUUCGAAGAAAGGAGAGGUUAAAGGGGAAGGAAAGGGAUAAAGAAAAGAAGUGCUCUGAAUCAAAUGAUUCUCUUGAAAUCUCAAAGGCUGAAACAUCAGCAAUUGCUGACGAGGAACCUAAUAAUGAUGUCAGCUGUAAGGAUUCAGUUAGUGAAACUGGUGACGUUUCAUUAUCCAGGCCUGGAUCUCCAGAUAUUCAAGAACAAUUCUUGAAAGGUUAUGCCUCUUCGGCAAUGCAAAACAACUCCUGUGGUAGUCCUGAUGGAGAAGUCACUAAUGUGAAUGAUGGGACUGGCUCUUUUAUGAUUGAACAAUCAAAAUUUUCUCGUCGGAGAUUGAAAUUUCGGAAAGAAGUUCUGAUUGAUCCCUCUUUGAAGUUGUCUGAUAGAUGUCGAUUUGCCAUUGUUUCAGGAAAUGGGGCUAUGGUUAAUAGAUCUGAGUCAAGACAUUACACUGACAAUUUUGAGACUCCUCCAAGGGGUGUCACUGGAUUGAAUAGGCUGUCAAGGAUAAAUAGACAGAAGUCUAAUGGUCGAACUUGCGGCCUUAAGUUUAAUGAGAAGUUUCAUUGUGUUAACAGUAGGAUGAAUGACAGAUAUGACUUCCAUUCUUGUAGCUGUCACCAAAACAAUGAAUACAGGGUGAAGGUUGAACCACAUGUUUCUGCAAUAAGAACUGGCCGGGAUAGCAAAUCUGUUGGUAAGUCAGAGUCUACACUAGAUAUGUCCAAGAAAUUUUAUUGUGGGAACAAGUAUGGGCAAAUAGAUUACAUACGUGAAAGUUGUGUAAGACCCAAAAGCAAAAGCAUCACAGCAAACAAUUCUUGUAGCAGGGAUUUGCUUCAUUCUAAGAAAGUGUGGGAACCUACAGAAUCAUACAAAAAGUAUACUCGGAGCAACUCAGACAGUGAUGUUACCUUGAGGUCAUCUACUUUCAAUAACUUAUUCAAGUCACCUGGUGGUAAGUGUUCUGGUGAAGUUACUGGAAAUUUUGGUGAAAUUGAUCAUGAGAAUAAUAAGGGGGAAUCAGGAAACUCUAACCACAGAAUCAAUAAAGGCUUCCAGAAUGGACACAAUGUGGCAGUGAAGGAGCUUUGCUACUCAACAGAAACUCCUUAUGACGAAGUCAGUUCAUGUCUUGCAAAGAACUCUGGCUCAAGUGGGACUUCUGAUCCUAGCAUAGGCAGCACUUCUAAUUCUGAUAACUGUUCAUCAUGCCUUAGUGAGGGAGAUAGCAAUACGGCAUCUUCAAACCAUGGAAAUAUGGAAUCUUCAUCCACAUCAGAUUCAGAAGAGACUUGUCAACAAUCAGAAGGAAGAGAGACCUCACUAUGUCAAAAUGGUUUCUCGAAUUCGCAUGAGGUGGGCACGGAGAACAAACCAAGUACGAAUGGAGGGGAAUUUGGAAGUAGGAAACUUUUUGGGCAUCCACCAGAUGGUCUGAAAAUGAAUGCUCUAGGAAAUCUGCCAUCAAAAACUGUGCAAAAUACUGAUAAUGGAAUACCAACUGUUGAUAUAGGUUCGCAACAGCAAGGCAUGUUUCCGCCUAUGCAAAACCAAAAUUUACAAUUUCCUGUCUUUCAAGCUCCUCCACUGAAUUACUAUCAUCAAAAUCCUGUUGCUUGGCCAGCUGCUCCACCUAAUGGAUUAAUGCCCUUUCCCCACACUAACCACUACCUAUAUGCUGGCCCUCUUAGCUAUGGUUUAAACGGAAACUCACAGUUAUAUAUGCAGUAUGGUCCCUUGCAGCAUUUGGCAACUCCUAUUUUUAAUCCUGGUCCAGUGCCAGUUUAUCAACCAGUUGGCAAAGCAAAUGGCUUUAACUCAGAAGAGCAAACGAAGAUGUGUUCAGGGCAGGAAGCUUUAACUGAAGCCAAAACAAACAAGAAGGCAACAGCCGGAUCACAUCCAACAGAAGUGCUGCCAAGUGGAGAAGGUGGAAAAGUGGAUAAUUCUGCCAAGUUGCAUGUCAGUGACACCAGCUUUUCCUUGUUCCAUUUUGAUGGGCCUGUCGCUCUAUCUGGAUGUAAACCAGAUCCUGAGCUUUCGAGAGAUGGAAUUGUUGGAGAUCGUUCUUUGAAAGUUUCAGCGGAUCAAGUUGAAAAUGAUCCUGCUUGCAAUAGGAAAGAGACUACUAUGGAAGAAUACAAUUUGUUUGCAGCAAGCAAUGGCAUAAGAUUUUCGUUCUUCUAAUAUAUUAGUGAGAAGGUGUGUGCAGUCCGUGUCCUAUUAGCUAUUGGAAGUUGAGUACUUUGAAGCCAGUACACAAUAAUCUUCCUCAGAGAAAUUGAAAUUUUAGCUACAGUUUUUUCAGUUGAUUGAUACCAAAAUUUUCAAUUUUUUUUCCUUAAAUUUUCAUUGCAGAGGGAGGAAGGGUUGGAAGAGUGGUAUAAUGCUUGAGUUUUUUUUCUUUUUUCUUUUUAUUAAUGAAGCAUUUGUUGGUAUGA